GCUGCCCCAACCACAGCUGCCCCAACAACUGCUGCUGCAACCACAGCUGCCCCAGCUGCUGCAACCACAGCUGCCCCAACAACAGUGGCUGCAACCACAGCUGCCCCAACAACUGCUGCUGCAACCACAGCUGCCCCAACCACAGCUGCUGCAACCACAGCUGCCCCAACAACAGCU
Messenger RNA from Notolabrus celidotus (New Zealand spotty), 177 nucleotides. RefSeq names its product gamete and mating-type specific protein A-like. The transcript is spliced from 2 exons. NCBI's taxonomy places the organism in Eukaryota, Metazoa, Chordata, Actinopteri, Labriformes, Labridae. The record is from RefSeq and is a predicted model, not a curated record. The annotation marks the transcript as partial.